Molecule: messenger RNA, 1238 nt
Organism: Selaginella moellendorffii
Lineage: Eukaryota; Viridiplantae; Streptophyta; Lycopodiopsida; Selaginellales; Selaginellaceae
Product: c-Myc-binding protein-like
Exons: 9
Coding region: 50-562 (170 amino acids)
Biological process (GO): regulation of DNA-templated transcription
Cellular component (GO): nucleus
Molecular function (GO): transcription coactivator activity
Source: RefSeq, a predicted model, not a curated record
AUCGAACCUCGACCAAGUUGUGUUUUAGGGUUUAUCGCAGAGAGUGGCGAUGGCGGAUUCUUCGUGGGACGAUGCCGCUCUCAUCACCGCUUUCAACUCCGCGGUCGGGAAAUAUCAGGAGAGGCAUAGCUCGAAGGAGUCCGAUGGAAAAUCUUCACACCAGGAGAAGAUCGAGAGUGCAAGCCAGCAAGAUCAAGCGGCGGCGGAGGGAUCGUCCCAGCACGCGGAUUCUUCGUUCGUGGAUCCUUCUUCAUACUAUCCAUAUCCAUAUCCACAGCCUCAUCCCUCAUAUCCAUACCCGGCAUUUGUGUAUCCAGUCCCUGCCUAUGCUUGCGCUCCUCCGCCAAGCCAUUGCUGCCACCACUCGUGCUGUCACUCGAGCUCUACUCAAUCUUCUCGCUCGGAUGAUCCAUCUUUCGAGACGCUCAAGCUCGCAAUUCUACAAUCUCUCUCGCAGCUACCACCAGACAAGCAACUAUCGCUCGAGGACAAUGCCGAAGUUCUCAUCGCUUGGUUCAAUGCAGGAUUUCGCACUGCAAGCCACUUGUACAAACAAGCAUAGGUUACUUUAAAGACGAUCUAUAAGAUUAGCGAAAAUCAAAAACCAUGAUCCGUCCAUUUCGGUGGAUCCGACGCGGCAAGCAUCCAACGGUGAUGUGGUUGCUCGUUAUUUUUCUCUCUUUUCCGUGGCUUUCUCUCUCACAGAUCGCCAUCACGGGUAGUACCCAUUUCUCUUUUUCUAAUUUAUUGGGCCGAGCGUUGGUUGGAUCAGGGCUUUCUUCCUAGGGUUCGUGGCGAGAGAGCGCGGAAGUGGAUGAUCACAACGACGCUGAUCCUCCAAAAUGACCAGCGAGUCGAAAAAGGAGGCUUUCAGGAAAUAUUUGGAGGCGAGUGGAGUGCUCGAUUCGCUAACAAAAGUUCUUGUCGCUCUGUAUGAAGAGAAUGAUAAGCCUCCUCUAGCGAUAGAUUUCAUUCAGCAUAACUUAGGCGGUUACACGAAUGAGGAAUACACCAAGCUCAAGGGUGAGAGGGACGAGCUCCAGCUUAAAUACAAUGAGCUAGUCGCGGCGCACGAAGAGCUUGGUAGAAAGUUUGAGGAGCUCCAAUUGCAGCUUCCUCCUCCCGAGGAGGCACCCCCAGUUGAAGGAGCUCCACCAGCAUAGGAGAUCAAAAUCACAGGGUCACUAGUUCUUUUGAAUCAUAACACGCUCUAAUACAUUUGGAUGGAGAAGCUUAAA